GUGGUCUCCAUUCUAUAUAUGAUCUUUAUAAUAUUCACUUUACAUUUGCCAUUGGUAACGGACAUUAAGCUAAUGUCCAUAUUCGUUCUUUUGACGACCAUCGAGAAGAUAUUCGAGUCGAUUAUAACUUUAAUGUUAAUUUAUGCUGUAUUCCAGAAGAAUCGUAAACUGAUCUUGGCUUGGCAAGUGAUCUCGCCGCUUAUAUAUCUCUAUAAUGUCGCUCAUAUCGCCUAUCUCAGUAUUGUGAUAGUCAAUCUUAAAUUGUUUCUCUUCAUGCUUUGUCCCAUGUAUCUGAUAACUUAUAUGCUCAUGUUGGUCAACUCGUAUUAUGAUGAACUGGGCUACAUUGAGGAUUAUCUGAAUGAUAUGCAGUAUGUGAGUAGGGAGAACUUUCAAAUCAAUACGCGUAAUGGAACACUUAAUGCUGAAGACGGCAGUGAGACGAUAAAGCUUUCGAAAAGAAUUUAAGGCCAACUUUGAACGGUAGCUAGCUGCAGUCCGUGUCGAUCUCUUUCUUUUAGCCAUGUUCAAGGCAAAUGCCUGAGGGCUGUGCUGCAGGUAAUCGGAUAUGCCACAAAAGGCGAAAGUCUCGGCGCAUACCAUUUUUUCCACCAUUAGUUUAUUAUUGUUAUAAUUUCUUUAUUGUCAUUAUUAUAUAUAUAUA
Molecule: messenger RNA, 664 nt
Organism: Drosophila innubila
Lineage: Eukaryota; Metazoa; Arthropoda; Insecta; Diptera; Drosophilidae
Exons: 4
Coding region: 19-468 (149 amino acids)
Source: RefSeq, a predicted model, not a curated record